Molecule: messenger RNA, 714 nt
Organism: Oncorhynchus keta (chum salmon)
Lineage: Eukaryota; Metazoa; Chordata; Actinopteri; Salmoniformes; Salmonidae
Product: MAPK-interacting and spindle-stabilizing protein-like
Exons: 1
Coding region: 1-714 (237 amino acids)
Source: RefSeq, a predicted model, not a curated record
AUGACGUUCUACCCCGGCCAAACAUGGACUACCCUGGGCCAAACCCAGACUACCCUGGGCCAAACCCAGACUUCCCUGGGCCAAACCCCGGACUACCCUGGGCCAAACCCCUACCCUGGGCCAAACCCAGACUACCCUGGGCCAAACCCAGACUUCCCUGGGCCAAACCCCGACUACCCUGGGCCAAACCCAGACUACCCUGGGCCAAACCCAGACUUCCCUGGGCCAAACCCCGGACUACCCUGGGCCAAACCCCGGACUACCCUGGGCCAAACCCAGACUACCCUGGGCCAAACCCCGGACUACCCUGGGCUAAACCCCGGACUACCCUGGGCCAAACCCAGACUACCCUGGGCCAAACCCCGGACUACCCUGGGCCAAACCCAGACUACCCUGGGCCAAACCCAGACUUCCCUGGGCCAAACCCCGGACUACCCUGGGCUAAACCCCGGACUACCCUGGGCCAAAACCAGACUACGCUGGGCCAAACCCAGACUACCCUGGGCCAAACCCAGACUGCCCUGGGCCAAACUCGGACUACCCUGGGCCAAACCCAGACUUCCCUGGGCCAAAACCAGACUACCCUGGGCCAAACCCAGACUACCCUGGGCCAAACUCGACUACCCUGGGCCAAACCCAGACUACCCUGGGCCAAACCCAGACUUCCCUGGGCAAAAACCCAGAAGUUUCUCAUCAGUGUACAGUAUGUUAUAA